AGGGACUUGUGAUUGGCUGGGAGUGGUUUUCUAAUGACCAAUCCAAUUGCGCCGUGAGGCUUCCACGUAACGCCCACGUGCCUCGCACACAUGCUUGGUCGAGUCCGAAGCAUCGCAGGUCGACAGUUGCGCCGACAGUCCUCCAUCCCAGCACUCCGUUCGGCCUGCAAAAUGAGCACAUCAUCCUCUCCCAUCAUUCCAUCGCCCAAAGUCAAGGACAACGGGGACGGUGCCCCACUACCGUCGCUCGAUGCUGCUGGUGUUCCCACGAACGAGUCCUUGGCCCAGAAAGGGAAGCGCUUCCUCAAAGUAUACGGCAUGGUCGGCGUAGUGACCCACACGGCGCUGUCCGUGGCGUCCUACUCGCUCCUGUACGUGAGUAUCUCCCGAGGACUAGACGUCGGCACGUUCCUCGGCAGUUGGACCACCAGCGUCCAGGCCGUCGCCCUCGCCAACUCCACCGAUCAAGGGAGCGCGGGUGUCGAAGCUGCCAGCAACGCCAUGGUCACAUAUGCGAUCUACAAGCUUCUGGCACCGAUCCGAUGGCCCCUAACGUUUUUCGUCACGCCAAUUGUGGUCCGACAAUGGAAUCGACUGCGCCUGCCUCCAAAGGACCCGAAAUCCACAGUAUAACCACCGUAAUCACAUUCAAAUGACAGUAUUCAUAUGCAAA
Aphanomyces astaci is the source of this 673-nucleotide messenger RNA. RefSeq lists its product as hypothetical. The transcript has a single exon. Bases 91 to 633 code for a protein of 180 amino acids. The record is from RefSeq and is a predicted model, not a curated record. Lineage: Eukaryota; Oomycota; Saprolegniomycetes; Saprolegniales; Verrucalvaceae. Gene Ontology annotation, cellular component: mitochondrion.